AGAGUCACCCGGGCAGCCUCGGGACCGGUCACCGGCCGGCAACCGUCCAGCGGCCUCGACCACCGCCUCUAGCCUCCGUUCCCGGUCCUUUCUCCCGGGCCGAGAGACAGCGUCGCCGACAGGGGCUCAUUCCCCUCCGGUUCUCCUCGGUGACUCACCUCGGGCGGGCCGUUUUGUCUUUAGGGGCCGCCUUGGUGGGGCGAGGUUUCCGUGACGAAUCUCCUGGGGCCGUCCGUGCCGGCUCGGGCCGUCGUGGCGGCUCGAGCUCCUGGAACUUGCUCAGGCUCCGGAGGUCCGAGGCCCUCGAAGUUAUGCGUCGCCUCCAGGCGGUUGCGGCGGGCGCGGGCUCCUAAAGGGCGUCACACCCAGACUCCGCCGACUAGGCAACCUCCAUUCAGCUUCCCACUGCGCCUCCAGCGCCCCCGCCUUCUCCGGUCCCCUCCUCGGAGUCAUUUUUUCCUGUCCCCCCUCUGCCGCCCUUUCCUCACUCCCCGGGUGAGGCAAUUCUCUUGGAAGCGAAGGUGUCGGUUAUGAGCCGGAGCCUCCUUCCUUGAAUUUCUCCGUGGAGGACCCGCCGCGCCCCCCGGCAUGGGGGUGAACGCCGUGCACUGGUUCCGAAAGGGGCUCCGGCUCCACGACAACCCCGCCCUGAAGGAGUGCAUUCAGGGCGCCGACACCAUCCGCUGCGUCUACAUCCUGGACCCCUGGUUCGCCGGCUCCUCCAAUGUGGGCAUCAACAGGUGGCGAUUUUUGCUUCAGUGUCUUGAGGAUCUUGAUGCCAAUCUACGAAAAUUAAACUCCCGUCUGUUUGUGAUUCGUGGACAACCAGCAGAUGUGUUUCCCAGGCUUUUCAAGGAAUGGAACAUUACUAAACUUUCAAUUGAGUAUGAUUCUGAGCCCUUUGGAAAGGAACGAGACGCAGCUAUUAAGAAACUGGCAACUGAAGCUGGAGUAGAAGUCAUUGUAAGAAUUUCACAUACAUUAUAUGACCUAGACAAGAUCAUAGAACUCAAUGGUGGACAACCGCCUCUAACUUAUAAAAGAUUCCAGACUCUCAUCAGCAAAAUGGAACCACUAGAGAUACCAGUAGAGACAAUUACUUCAGAAGUGAUAGAAAAGUGCACAACUCCUCUGUCUGAUGACCAUGAUGAGAAAUAUGGAGUCCCUUCACUGGAAGAGCUAGGUUUCGAUACAGAUGGCUUAUCCUCUGCAGUGUGGCCAGGCGGAGAAACUGAAGCACUUACUCGUUUGGAAAGGCAUUUGGAAAGAAAAGCUUGGGUGGCAAAUUUUGAAAGACCUCGAAUGAAUGCAAAUUCUCUGCUUGCAAGCCCUACUGGACUUAGUCCUUAUCUCCGAUUUGGUUGUUUGUCAUGUCGACUGUUUUACUUCAAACUAACAGAUCUCUACAAAAAGGUAAAGAAGAACAGUUCCCCUCCCCUUUCCCUUUAUGGGCAACUGUUAUGGCGUGAAUUUUUCUAUACAGCAGCAACAAAUAAUCCACGCUUUGAUAAAAUGGAAGGAAACCCUAUCUGUGUUCAGAUUCCUUGGGAUAAAAAUCCUGAGGCUUUAGCCAAAUGGGCGGAAGGCCGGACAGGCUUUCCAUGGAUUGAUGCCAUCAUGACACAGCUUCGUCAGGAGGGUUGGAUUCAUCAUCUUGCCAGGCAUGCAGUUGCUUGCUUCCUGACACGAGGGGACCUGUGGAUUAGUUGGGAAGAAGGAAUGAAGGUAUUUGAAGAAUUAUUGCUUGAUGCAGAUUGGAGCAUAAAUGCUGGAAGUUGGAUGUGGCUGUCUUGUAGUUCCUUUUUUCAACAGUUUUUUCACUGCUAUUGCCCUGUUGGUUUUGGUAGGAGAACAGAUCCCAAUGGAGACUAUAUCAGGCGUUAUUUGCCUGUCCUAAGAGGCUUCCCUGCAAAAUAUAUCUAUGAUCCCUGGAAUGCACCAGAAGGUAUCCAAAAGGUAGCCAAAUGUUUGAUAGGAGUUAAUUAUCCUAAACCAAUGGUGAACCAUGCUGAGGCAAGCCGUUUGAAUAUUGAAAGGAUGAAACAGAUCUAUCAGCAGCUUUCACGAUAUAGAGGACUAGGUCUUCUAGCAUCAGUACCUUCUAAUCCUAAUGGGAAUGGAGGCUUCAUGGGAUAUUCUGCAGAAAAUAUCCCAGGUUGUAGCAGCAGUGGAAGUUGCUCUCAAGGGAGUGGUAUUUUACACUAUGCUCAUGGCGACAGUCAGCAAACUCACCUGUUGAAGCAAGGAAGAAGCUCCAUGGGCACUGGUCUCAGUGGUGGGAAACGUCCUAGUCAGGAAGAGGACACACAGAGUAUUGGUCCUAAAGUCCAGAGACAGAGCACUAAUUAGGUAAAUAUUUUAGAGCUGUAUUUCUUGCUUUAGAAGAGUAUAUAAUUAACAUAAAUUAAGAUAAUUUCAAAAAUGGAGCAAAUCUCUAUUUUCAAACCAGAAAAUCUUGAGGCAUUAAUUUUUAAGCAAUUUUUACAAACUCAGUUAAUUUUUGGUCAAGAGACAUGCAUCUGUACUGGAGAAAUUGUUGCACCAGUUUUAUAUUCAUCUGAACCAAUGCUCUUUAAAUUAGAGAUGUUUAUGAUUUUGUGGUCAAGUUUUUUCUUAGAAAAAAACAACUCUUUUAUUUCCUUACUAUGUAACUAUGAGUCUAAAACAAUUAAAGUGGCCUGUUUAUUUUAGUGACAUUAAUAUAAUCUUUUUAUGAACUUUCCCCUAAAUCUUUGCCUGUUAAAUGUUUAUAAAUUUCUUUUAUCUGUUAGGAUGCUUCUAAAAUCUAAAUUAUUUCCAAUUUGGGAAUAGUUUAAAACUUUUUAAAAUGCUGGCCCUUAUUAGAAGUAUCAGAAAGCCUUGCCUGCAUUCAAUUUAAUUGGAUUUGGGAUGUCAUUUUGUGAUUUAAAUUAAUAUGAAAAGUAUUUAUACGUUGGAUUUGCCAGUUUUUAAAAAUUUUCUAUUUCUUCAGUUUCUAACACUGUUUACAUUUUUUAUUGCUUAGUUUUUUUGUGUCAACCUAAUUAGACUAUAAGUAUCUUGAAAAUAAGGUCAAUAAACACUCAUCACAUUUUUGUCGUUGAAUUAUUUGCAAUCAAGCUUUACCUAGUUUUUUUUUCCCCCUUAAAUCACAGAAAACAUUCAGGAGGAAUACUGUUGCAGCUGAAAUUGGUGGGGAGUUCAAUACUUUUCAAUUAAGUUAUUUAAAAAUAUUCUUCAUUGAUGGAAAGCAGUUACAUAUUGAAAUAUGUUGUUUCUAAUGACAUUUCUGUGGUUUUUAACUUUUUAAUGAAUUUCACAGAGGACAAUUGGUAAUUUGUAUAUAAAGAACUUGGCAAGAGAAUUUGCUUAAUGUAAAUAUAAACAGUCACAAUUAGAAUAGACCCAUCGAUAUAUUUUUGAUAAUUUUUCAUGUAUGGUAAAGUUAAAAUGACAAAUUGAUAUUCUGAUAUAAAACUCAAAGUUUUGAAGUCAGUGGGAAAAAAGGAGGUUUUUAGACUUUCUUAAAAGACAUUGUUAAAAUUUUAGGACAGAAUUUUCUUGAUGUUGUUUGAUCUAACUUUGCACUCUUUGAUAAUAAUGUCUUAGAUAAUGUGCGUAAUCCAAAUUGGUAUUGUAGCCUCUGUUAACACAGACAGUAUAUGUUUUAAACUUUGAUGUAAACCUUUUUAGACCCAAACUUACGGAAGUAUCAUGUGUUAAGUUCUCUGUCUCUGUUUCUUUGUUCAUUUAUUACUAAAAUGAACUUGUUAUUAAAGUAUAUGCAAAUAUGAAA
Gorilla gorilla gorilla (western lowland gorilla) is the source of this 3775-nucleotide messenger RNA. It is a transcript of the gene CRY1, whose product is annotated as cryptochrome circadian regulator 1. Gene Ontology annotation, molecular function: DNA binding; FAD binding. The record is from RefSeq and is a predicted model, not a curated record. Gene Ontology annotation, cellular component: nucleus; cytoplasm. NCBI's taxonomy places the organism in Eukaryota, Metazoa, Chordata, Mammalia, Primates, Hominidae. The transcript has 12 exons. Gene Ontology annotation, biological process: entrainment of circadian clock by photoperiod; circadian regulation of gene expression; negative regulation of DNA-templated transcription. Bases 589 to 2349 code for a protein of 586 amino acids.